AUGACCCCAUCAACAGCAACAGCCGGUAGUACAUGUCCACCCGUAUUACCACUAUUCUCAGAUCUAUCAUUCUCUCUUUCCUUUGACAACAAUACUUGCCGGUCGGAAACGUUGCGGUAUUUGAUCACCUCAUCCAAGUGGUACCUUGUCUACCUUUUCCUCGUCAAAGUCCGAUUCCGAUACAUUCUCAUUCGUAUCCUUGCCGAUGUAUCAACAAGUCGACCUGCACAAACACCAUCUCUACUGGAAAAAUGGUUGAGACAGGUCGAUCAAGGUGAGAUCAAGGUGGAAACGUUUUUCGAAUUUCAUUCUUUGUGUGAUGAUCGUUUGAAGGCUUUGAAAAACCGUCAACGGUUAGACCAAUGUCUGCCUUUGAAAUUCCGUGAUAAAAAACGUAAACGUACAGGCAAAUGUCCAACGUCGUCCAAGCGUCUUUUCGGUGGUAAGGAUCGUGGUCAUGUACCGAAGCGCCAGUUGGAUGGAGGUGUGGGUGAUGAUGAUGACGAUGAUGAUGAUGAUGUUUCCGACCGUCGAUUAGAUGGAGAUGUGGGUGGUGAUGAGGAUGAUGAUGAUGGAGGAGAGGUACCAAGUGUCAAAAGUGACAGAAUAUCAAAUAUCGCUACGGCUACGGUCACGGUUGAUCAGCUCGGAAAAGAUAAAGAAUCAGGAAACAGAUAUAAAACGUUGAGACGUUUAACGGGGAAGGAUGGAUAUCAAGACAAAGCGUCGUGUGAUCAUAAACGAAAAGCAGAAGGUGAAAUUGUUAUCACAGUUUUGACGUCUUUUCAGAUCGAAGGACAAGAAACGGAUCUGUUAAAUGAUAAAAUCUCAAUUUUCGUUCAUUCCAUAUCGUCCAGAGACAAGCUCGAGGUGGAGGUGAAUGAUGAUACAAAGAGGAAAGAUGAAGCGGUGGGUCAUGAGACGAAACGGAAAGAUGAAUCGAAACAAAGUUCGAUUAUCUUAUUAUUCAACGGUGAUGAAGAAUGGAAAUGUCAUUUUGUUGUCAAUGGGACCAACCUUGUGAAACGGGGAGAUGGAGAGGAGAUGAUGAUGUUGAGGGAACAGAUUCUCAAGCAAUUCAAAAUUCCGAAAACGAGACCACCAAAACAUGAACCACCCCAGACCGGUUCCGGUUCCGAGACCGAGACGGAGACGAACCCCCCACAUGCUUUCUUGACAAACCACCAAACGGAAACACACCAGAUCCCUCUGAUCGACAUGAUGGCCAUACUCAUCAGGAUGACGUUGUCCCCCAUCCCGAACGACAACACGUACAGAUCUUUCCCUCAGGCUAGAGAACAAGCUCAACCUAGCCCUCUAGAGAGUAUUGAGUUUUGGCUUUCAUCUUUAUUAAUCGAUGCAUGUGUUAUGAUUUAUGAUUUGCAAAAGAUACAAGUCGUAGCGGACGCACAGAAAUCUGAUCGCGUUCCGUCCUUUACUGAAAACCCACUGUACGGAUUUGACAACUUUUGUUCGACAUUGAUGUUGGUAGCUUGGGGAAAUACAAAAGUACAAAAGUACAAAGAGCGACGAGUUGUACAUGAGUGA
Messenger RNA from Tremella mesenterica DSM 1558, 1548 nucleotides. RefSeq lists its product as uncharacterized. The record is from RefSeq and is a predicted model, not a curated record. The transcript is spliced from 8 exons. Lineage: Eukaryota; Fungi; Basidiomycota; Tremellomycetes; Tremellales; Tremellaceae. Bases 1 to 1548 code for a protein of 515 amino acids.